AUGUCCAAGAGAGAUAGAUUUUCCUUUAGAUACUAUGUUGGGCAUGAAGGGAAAUUCGGCCAUGAGUUCCUCGAGUUUGAAUUCAACUCCAAGGGGAGACUAAGAUAUGCCAACAACUCCAAUUAUAAAAAUGACAAAAUUAUUAGGAAGGAGGCGUACGUGAGUAAGUCCGUACUGAACGAGCUAAAACGCAUAAUUGAAGAAUCGGAGAUUUGCAAAGAAACCGAUAAGUUAUGGCCUGCCCCGGAUAAAAUAGGAAAACAGGAGCUAGAAAUUUUCUUAGAUGGGAAUGAAUAUUAUUUUACGACUUCUAAAAUUGGAUCACUUUCUGAUGUGAAACAGUGCGACGACCCAGAGGGACUCAGAGUAUUCUACUACCUCGUGCAGGAUUUGAAGUGUUUCUUGUUCUCUCUCAUUUGUUUGCACUUUAGGAUUAAGCCUGUGUGA
Molecule: messenger RNA, 447 nt
Organism: Plasmodium cynomolgi strain B
Lineage: Eukaryota; Apicomplexa; Aconoidasida; Haemosporida; Plasmodiidae
Product: mago nashi domain containing protein
Exons: 4
Coding region: 1-447 (148 amino acids)
Biological process (GO): RNA splicing
Cellular component (GO): exon-exon junction complex; nucleus
Source: RefSeq, a predicted model, not a curated record